CACCUGUUCAGGUAAACUGAAAAGCGGAAUUGCUGGAAUGUGCAAGAUCUGAAAGAGAAGGACGUUUGUGAAAAAGAAGAAACUUUCUUGUGAAGAGAACCAAGAAAGACAACUCUGCAGUAGACAUUGUGCCAAUAGAAGGACAGGAUAAUUAUAGUCACUGCCAAAGAGACAGCACUCAAUGAUGGAUUGGAGGCUCGGUUUUGUUCUUGUUUUGUCAGCAUUUAUCUUCAUCGUAAAUUGUCAAGAUGAUCAGAUGCCACCCAAAAUGAUCAGUACUUUUAACAGUGAAUAUUACUUUCCAAUGCUGUCAAUACUGACUGAUGCUAAGAUUGAAUGCAAUGCCAAGAAUGGAAAAAUUACAUAUGAAUGGAAGAAAGAUGGAGUGAUUGUUCAGAACAGCAAAUAUGUGUCUGUGGACAAAGAUACUGGAACACUGAAAUUUAACCAGAUGCAGGGUUCUGAUUAUGGAACAUACCAAUGCUUUGCUAAAAAUGAUUUUGGGACUUCACUUUCCAAGCCCUUUAAAGUGAAAGUAUCUGCAAUGGGAGCUUUUCCCUCAAAAGAACCCGAGGAAAUACAAUGUAAGGAAUUUGAACACUGUAAAAUCCCCUGCCGAGACAAACCAGAAUGUUCACCAGAAUCUGAAUGCAGAGUGGAAUGGAAAAUUGGAGAGGGCACCAAGACGAAUGUGGAGUUAUCGAAGAGAGUCGGGGUGGAUGGAAAUGGUGAUUUACAUUUCAUAUGGACAACAGGCUCAGACUGGACUGGAUUAAACUACAAGUGUGGAGUGUGGCAAGAACAACUCAAAAUGUUGGUUGUUGGCAGUCUAACAACUCUUAAAAUUCAGAGUACUAGUGUUGUCCCCAACUUGGAUCCUAUUGUGGUCUAUAAAUCCAAUGGCAAAGCCCAGUAUAGAGGAGAGGGGGUUCUCAAAUGCAUGUUUUCAGGAUAUGCAGCACCGGAUAUUGAGUGGGUUUCUCCUGACAAUGCUGUUAUCAAGAAUUCUGCCAAAUACAUGAUCAGUGAUUACGACAGGGUGCUGACCGUUAAGGAUGCAAUGCAGGAAGAUGAAGGUCUUUACUCUUGUAGAGGAAAAGGCACUAACAAGAUGAACACCCAACGAGUUUUUCUUAAUGUUACCUCUGCCCCGAUGCUUGAUCCAGAUUCCAAAAAUCCACAGAUGAAUGAUUUGCUGGUGUCAGUUGGAAAAAAUGCCACAUUUUACUGUCAGGCUGUAUCUUUACCCGGAGAAGAAGCACCAACCCCUCCAAGGUGGAUGAAAAACGGAGUGGCUCUAAAAAUAGAUGGAGACAAGUACAUUUUGAGCCCUGACCACAAAAUGCUGAUCGUGACCAAUGUACAGAAGGGAUCCGACUCCGGAGCUUUCCAGUGUAUGUCUGAAAACAGCGAAGGUGUCCUGUUCAAGGAGGCAUUACUCAAAGUUAUAGAUCCAAUAACAAUAUUAAAGAAGCCCCAGGGAAGCUACAAGAUCAUGCCAGGAGAAACCAUUAGUCUGGGUGUUUUGGCUACAAGUGAGCCAUCGUUGUCUUUGCGCUACAAGUGGACGUUUAUCAAUCUAAACGGUGAAGAGCAAGUGGUCAAAGACAGUGACUAUUGGAAGAUAUCCAGGCCUAAACUCAACAAUCUGACCAUUGAUGUCAGUCAGGUCUCCGAUCCUAGUGUGGUGCUGUCCUUGUCGGGGGUAUAUAUAGUGGACGUCUUUCAUAACUACGACUCUGAGAAAAUCAAAGUCACAGUGGAAACGGAAAUUAUCACGACCAUUGCUCCUGUGGCACCCAUUGUUCAAAAGGCCAAUAUGAACUUCAUAAUCUACAUCGUGGUGGGCGUGGCCUUUCUAAUCAUUGUCCUCAUUGUCGUGUUCUGCAUUGUUCGCAGAAACCAAGGAGGAGUAUAUUCUGUCGACAAGAAGGAAGUGGAAGCAGGUCACGACCCAGAAAAAGAGCUGCUAGAGAGUGGUUUCCAAGAUCUUUCAAGGGCGGAUGACGAUAGAAGUCCUAACUAUCCAGUGUAUGACUACGAGGACGAAAAACACAUUAUCGACGAUGAUGAUGACAGUCUCGGAGAAUAUGACGUCGACCAGGAGCUGAACAAAUUCAACGAGGACGGCUCCUUCAUAGGACUGUACGCCGACAAAAAAAACAAGAAACCUCCCAAGUCUGAGUCUGACGUAUAAACACAACAGUAUUAAUACCAUAUGAAUGACAUAGAAGGGUGUGUGUGUCUUAACACCAGGGGAAAAUACCAACUGAAUGAGGCUUGAAUUAUAUAGUUUGUCUUGCAUUUUCCUUAAUCAUGCUUUUUUUAUGUUUGUGAAUGGUAGAAUUCUUUUUUUAAAUCAUGCGCAUGAGAUUUGAUUGUGUUUUAAUAUCUAAUUCAGUUGAAAAGCAAAGCAUUCCAUACAUUAUUAUAAAUUCUUAAAUUUUUAAAUAUCAUUAUUGAGUUUUAUUUUACUUAUGAACCAUUUCCUUAUCUAAUUACCAAAUUACAUGUAUAUGUCAUAGCAUAACAUUCCAUAUCUUUUUCUUUAAGUUAUGUGGCCUGAAUAACUCAUCAGCAUCCAAACAAUUUGAAUAUUUCAAUAACAUAAAAAGUUAGAGUUUACUUACAUGACUGACAUAAAAAACUAAAUAUUUUUUACACCCCUGCCAUGUAUAUGGCCGGGGAAUAUAGUGUUGUCAUGUCUGUCUUCUGUCCAUCAUGCUUUGCAAAUAGCUUAGUCUUAAAGAAAUUGUUAAAGAUAUAAUUUCACAAACUUCAUAAGAUUAAAUAAAAACACUUAUACAGAUGAAUACAAAGAUGCAUACUGGUGAGAACAAUAUAAUUGAAUUGCAUCCUAAUUUUCUGACCUUGACCCUCCCUUUUGACCUUGAACAUUACAUCUUUCAUUAUUUUGUACUAAGUUUAUUCUAUUAAAUUCCAUAUAAAGAAUUAUGUCCUACAACUCCAUACACUGGUAAAUUUUCUGGGAGAUUUCUCGUUACCUCAGACUGGAAAAGAAGAUGGAUUUUUUUUAUGUUGCAUUACAAACAUAUCUUUUGGUGGGGCAUUCAUGACCCAUGCUACAUCUAAUGGACAUAUUUGUAUUAUUAUUUUAGUUUUUCAAUAUAUAUAGUGUAAUAAUACAAUUUACUUCUUUUAAUAUGGACAACAUGAUAAGUUACAGUAGCAUAUAUCUGUGUAUUCUUGUAGCUCUAAUGUGAUCAAUACUUUAAAACUAAUCUUUUUUUUGAGAAGCUUAAUGCAUUGGUUGUUUCUUUCAGUUUAAAUUUUGCUGUAGAUGUUUUGCAAGACUGUAGAUGUAAUUAGAAAAAUUAAGGAAUUUAAAAAAAAAAAUGAAAAGAAGAACAUUACAGAGGAUAAUUUGAGCCUGGUUGGUAUAUAUGCCCUGCGUGUAUUUUUGUGUACACGAUUUGUGAAAGGUGAUCAGCUGGGUUCAUUGUCGUCUUUUUUGUUGAAUUUCAUUUAUUAGAAAUGCCAUCACUCCGCGUUGUGCAAUUGUUAUUUACUAUAGUUUAUAUCUUGUUAUAUUUUUAUACAUUUGCAAACUUUAUAUACUUUCUUCAACUCAAGUCUCAGGCUUUGUAGCAUUAGUGCCCUAACCUGUGGACAAGUGUUCGCAAGGGAGGCAAAUGGAAGGGCACAUGACCAUUGGACCGUGACUUCUCACACCACCACCAGUGAGUCUUGCUGAUUGGUAGGCCGUGACGAUCAUGCUUGUCUGCCUUUCCAUUCCUUCUUUGUGACACUUGCCCAGUUGUCAGGUUAUGCCAGGACAGCUACAGAGGGGGACCCUUGGUUACUGUGGCUGAAGUACCCUAAUUAGUUCUUUUGCUAAUUUGCUAGGUCUGCCAAGCAACCGAGGAAAUUGGAUUGAUAUGGCAAUCUCUGGCAAUUUUUUCUUUAAAAAAACUUUGCUGUUAUUGCUUUAUCUGGCAUUUAAAUACAAUUUCUCUUUUAUAUUUUGAAACCAUACUUGUUUUUUGAAAAAAAUGUAACUUUGAAUACAAAAAAAAAAAAUAAAUCAGUCUUCAUGUUGAGUGGAGGAUAUUUGUAAUUAUGUUUAUGUGUGAAGAAAAAAAACAACCAAUGUUGCCAUGAAUCCAGUUUUUGACUUGUUGAAAAGAUGAAUAUUUUUGUCGAAGUUCUGAGAAUUCAAGGUCUUUUUUAAAGAGACUUUAAAAACUUUAAAGAAUUUCAUACAUUGUACAUUAUAGUUCUGAGGAAUUUGCAGUGUACUAUUGGUUAUGUAAGAAGUCAGGUGAUUUUUAAGACAUGAUUUAUUUAGGUAAAAAAAAAAUCACAAGAAUUCAAUUCAAUAUCUCAUAGAAAAUGUUAUUGACAAGUGUACUAGAUAUAAAAUAUCCCUUUAGAUUUGUAAAUUAAAUUACAUUCUGUAGAUUCAUGAAAAGCAUUUUUCUGUUUUAAUUAUUUUUAAGGAUAAACUAAGUUAGGAAAAAAACAAUUUUAAGUGUGGUAUUUUGUAUUUUGUCAAUAAAGUGCAUUCCAAUUUUAAUAAAGCUUUAAAUACCGAA
This is a messenger RNA of Saccostrea echinata, 4556 nucleotides long. Its product is annotated as neurofascin-like. The record is from RefSeq and is a predicted model, not a curated record. Lineage: Eukaryota; Metazoa; Mollusca; Bivalvia; Ostreida; Ostreidae. The coding region runs from base 182 to 2197 and encodes 671 amino acids. The transcript has 14 exons.